GUACGGAUGCCGACUGGGAGUGCUACAAGUUCGGUUUUGCAACGUGGAUCAGCACAGUGGAUCCUACGUAUCCAGAUCUACUGAGGAAAGCCGAGCUGGAAAGAGAUGAGGUGGCAACAGUCGAAAUGACUGAAGCCGAUGAGCAGUUGUCAACUAAUUUGUUCGCCAUUUUGGUCGGACAGCGUCAAGCCGGCGAAAUCCCUGUAAUGGCCAUGUUAAUCCCAGAACGAAACGGUCUGGAACUCUGGCGACGCAUGCGUGCCCGAUUUGAGCCAGAAAAUAAGCACAAACCGUUUGCAUGGUUGAGAGCUUUGUCGAACCCCACGUUCCCGACAAAAGAAACCUUGUGGCAAAGAGGUUUGGAAGAAUGGGAAGGAGAAAUUGCAAAGUACGAAAGAGAGUACACAAAACAAUUCGACGAAGACCUGUCGCACCCGAAAGGUGAAGGCAAAGGAAACAAGAAAGGAUCCGCCAAAUCCAACUCCGUAAAUGCAAUCGACGCGGCAAACGACGAAACACCCGUGCCUGCAGUCUUAUCGACGUUGCAACAACAAAUCGAUGCGUUGAAACAAGUCACAGCAAACCAAGGAUCGAACAUGUGCUUUGCAGUGGGCGAUUCUCCGGCGAAGGCCGUUGAGAAAACCAAAGUGCAACCAGUCACGCCGUCUCCGCACAACAGCGCGGCAGCACUGCAAACAACAAAGUACAUCAUGGUUGACUCUGGUGCCACAACAAGUUGUGCCAACAAAAUGUCAUUUCCACAAGCUGCGGUGGACCCAACCAAAACCAAAGAGUUGUGGGCCAUCAAUGGAACUCCUAUCCACCACGAGGGCGAAAUGCAAGCAACAACCCAGGUCACUGCAACCACACCGUUUGGAGAAACCACAGUGGUACCGGCCACUUUCCGAAUGGAAAUCACUGACACCAUGGAACCCGUCAUGGCAUUUUGCCGGAUUUUGGACGACGCUGAUUGCGACCUGCAUUUCUUCCGCUGUUCCUCUGCUAAGGUUUCGUGCCUGGUAACUCCGGAUGGGAACACUGUUGAGUUGCCACGUUUCGGAUCACGGUUUUAUCUGCCAUACGAAGACCGACCAAGCGCAGCCGCAGCAUCCGCAGCACAAUUGGUAGCAGCCGUUGGUGACAUGGAAAGCGACGUUGGUGAUCGCGAAAUCCGGGCAGAUGACGCUAGCGUGGACGGUGAAGUUGCGGAACCAACAGUUGAGCCACAAUCCCUGCCGCAACCUCCAACACCCACGGAUGAAGCGCGACAAUUGCAUGAACUCACGCAUGCAGAUUUCGCCUCCUGGUGCCAACAUUGCGUUGCAGGAAAGGCACCCGAAGACAAACACGUCCGAACGAACAAACACGAAGAUGCACAAAUCCCCGUGAUCCAAAUCGACUACCAAUUUUUCAGUCGUGAUGGCGAAUUGGUGGAGGAAGAAAGCCGCAGUGCAACGGUCCUCACUGGCGUUGACACAUCGUCAGGUUUCCCAGUCAUGAUCUUUGCACGCCAAAAGGGUGUCGACGCAUACGUGUUGAAAGCAUUCAUGGUAUGGAUCAAGCGCGUUGGAUACAACAAGGUGCUCCUGCAACAUGAUCCGGAGGAACCAUUGCGUGCAUUGCUGGAACAAGUACAGCAAAAAUUGGGAGCAGACAAGGUACAACUGAGGGCCAGCCCGCGUUACAGUCACCAAAGCCAAGGAGGCGUGGAAGGCAUGAAUCGGAUGAUGGCUGGUGUUGCGAACAUAGUUGUGCGCCCUUCGGGAAAAGUACCCACAUCCAAAUCAGCCGUUGGACAUCAAUCACAUCAUCGUGCCGUGGUUGUGCAAAUGGGUUGCUUUUGUAUGGGCUAG
Messenger RNA from Cladocopium goreaui, 1853 nucleotides. NCBI's taxonomy places the organism in Eukaryota, Dinophyceae, Suessiales, Symbiodiniaceae. The record is from the annotation of a GenBank genome assembly.